CAGAAGGGCAAGACUUUGCAACUAUGAGACCACCUAGACCUUUCCCCAGCUUACGCCUAAUGAGCAGAGCUAGUCGGAAGAAUAUGUCCGGUGAUAUUCCGCAGUGCACCAGAAGAAAAAAAGAGGCCUACUAUCAGAAUGGUACCCAACAAAAUCGCCAUCGCCACCGUAUCCCUCGGCCAACAUGCUACUCACCGUCUCGACCAAAAGAUCCUUGCCGCAGCACAGCAUGGCUUCGCCGGUAUCGAGCUCGUGUAUUCCGAUCUGAGCGCCUACGCCGAGAAAAACAAGCUGUCCAUGUCUACAGCCGCAGAGACCAUCAAAGGACUAUGCGCCAAACACAAAUUGGCAAUCGUCUCGCUCGCCCCCUUUGAGAACUUCGAGGGCUCAACCACGCCGCUAGAGAAGAGGCUCGAGAUUGCUCAGCAUUGGAUCAGGAUUGCUAGAAAUCUCGGCGCUCUUUAUCUCCAGAUUCCAUCGCACUACAAGGCCGAUGAAGAUGAGUCGGCCGGUGACGAGGCACUGCGUAUCUCGGAUCUGCAGAAACUCGCGGAUAUCGGCAGUGCCGAGCAGCCCAUCGUGUCGAUUGCUUAUGAAGCGCUGUCUUGGGGGACACACUACUCUACAUGGGAAGAUUCGCUAUAUGUAGUGGAGAAGGUAAACCGCUCAAACUUCGGCCUGUGCUUGGACAAUUUUCACGUCAUCACGAAACUAUGGGCCAGUGCGUUUAGACCCUCCGGCAAACUCCCCAACGCCGAUAAUGACCUGGCUCAAUCCCUCUAUCGAUUCAGAGACCACUGUCCACUCGACAAAAUCUUCUACCUACAAUUCUCCGACGGAGAACUCUUCGAUCCACCUUUCUCUGACAAGCACCCGUGGUAUCUACAAGGCGAGGCACCAGAAUUCACCUGGUCAAAACAUGCUCGGCCGUUUCCAUUGGAGUCGGAAUUGGGUGGAUAUAUGCCUGUUGUGGACAUUGCUAGGACGUGGAUUGUUGAGUCUGGGUUUGAGGGGUGGGUUUCGUUGGAGGUGUUUGAUCGGAGGAUGCGAGACGAGGGGUUCUCGGUGGACACUGCUGCGAGGAGGGGGAUUGAGUCGUGGAGGAAAGUUAAGGCGGAGUUGGAGGUGCCGCAGGAGACUUAGAGGUUGAGGGAGGGGGGGUUGUAUAUAUGAGUG
Molecule: messenger RNA, 1176 nt
Organism: Aspergillus ruber CBS 135680
Lineage: Eukaryota; Fungi; Ascomycota; Eurotiomycetes; Eurotiales; Aspergillaceae
Product: sugar phosphate isomerase/epimerase family protein
Exons: 2
Coding region: 139-1143 (334 amino acids)
Source: RefSeq, a predicted model, not a curated record